AUGGCGGCUGUGAGAUUUGUUAGAUCUGUGUUGAAAUCCUUUCAAGCAGAGAGUGGAUUAGAGCCGAGUCCUGAUGGUCCGUCCAGGCAGGAAAUCAUUCUUGUUUCGCCAGCUCUUAAGAUAAUUAUCGGGAACUACUCAACAUUUUUCAUCUGCCAGACAGAAUCUUCAUUUCCAGCUAGUUCCUCCGAUCAUCACCUUAGGCUCUUCGGAGAAAAUCUUCGAGUCACUGCAGCAGACCCUGGACGGGUUGAGUUUGAACUCGAUAUAAAGAAGGAGCACACUAAUAGGUUGAACAUCAUACAUGGAGGAACAAUUGCAAGCAUGGUCGAUCUUGGUGGCUCCCUUGCAGUAGCUUCUAGAGGACUAUAUGCGACAGGCGUGUCGACAGACCUUAACGUUACAUAUUUGAAUUCUGGUGGGCAGGUCGGCGAUGUCUUAAAAGCUGUAGUCACUUGCGACAAAUUUGGCAAGACCUUAGCAUACACUUCAAUCUCAUUUACGAAUAGCAAAGGAGAUAUUGCUGCGAGAGGCAGCCACACCAAAUAUGUCGCUCUUGCCUGGAAACACCCAGAGAAUAUUAUCGACCAGUUAUCUCCUAGAACGUCCAAACCCGACGCCAAGUCUUAG
Glarea lozoyensis ATCC 20868 is the source of this 630-nucleotide messenger RNA. Its product is annotated as Thioesterase/thiol ester dehydrase-isomerase. The transcript has 8 exons. Bases 1 to 630 code for a protein of 209 amino acids. Gene Ontology annotation, molecular function: fatty acyl-CoA hydrolase activity. The record is from RefSeq and is a predicted model, not a curated record. Lineage: Eukaryota; Fungi; Ascomycota; Leotiomycetes; Helotiales; Helotiaceae.